Molecule: messenger RNA, 482 nt
Organism: Acyrthosiphon pisum (pea aphid)
Lineage: Eukaryota; Metazoa; Arthropoda; Insecta; Hemiptera; Aphididae
Product: cleavage and polyadenylation specificity factor 73
Exons: 3
Coding region: 18-359 (113 amino acids)
Biological process (GO): mRNA 3'-end processing by stem-loop binding and cleavage
Cellular component (GO): mRNA cleavage and polyadenylation specificity factor complex
Molecular function (GO): RNA endonuclease activity; RNA binding; 5'-3' RNA exonuclease activity
Source: RefSeq, a predicted model, not a curated record
UACGAAUAUUCUGUUUUAUGUUAGGAUACAAAAUAUUAAUUGUUUAUUUAAUUUUAUAUUUUAGAGGUGCCGGACAAGAGGUUGGUAGAUCAUGUAUUGUUAUGGAAUUCAAAGGCAAAAAAAUUAUGCUUGAUUGUGGAAUUCAUCCAGGCCUUCAAGGUUUAGAUGCAUUGCCAUUUGUGGAUCUCAUUGAAGCGAACGAAAUUGAUUUACUUUUAAUCACUCAUUUUCAUUUGGACCAUAGUGGAGCAUUACCAUGGUUUUUACUCAAGACUAAAUUCAAAGGAAAAUGUUAUAUGACUCAUGCAACUAAAGCCAUAUAUAGAUGGUUACUGUCAGAUUACAUUAAAGUCAGGUAAUUUAUUUUUACAAAGAUAUUUUAGUAUUUUAGAUAUUAAAGGCAUUUAAUUAAUUACUAAGACUGCCACCAUUAACAGAUGGCCAUUAAGCGAAAAAAAAUUAUCAAAAUUUAUCUAUAGGCC